Molecule: messenger RNA, 1443 nt
Organism: Daldinia caldariorum
Lineage: Eukaryota; Fungi; Ascomycota; Sordariomycetes; Xylariales; Hypoxylaceae
Product: NAD(P)-binding protein
Exons: 7
Coding region: 252-1310 (352 amino acids)
Source: RefSeq, a predicted model, not a curated record
AAUCUUGCCGCCGCGAAUAAUACUCGGCGGAUUGAUGUGUUGAAAAACGGGGAGACAACUGCGAUGAUGCCGGGCAAUGUGCAACGACCUAGCUGGAAUGGAGUAGAGCUCUAUGAUUUAUAUAAUUGAAAAAAAAUCAUAUUAAACGUAGCAGCUCUCUUCGUGUCGUAAGUCUAACUUCGAUAAUGCCACAAUAAAUCCCGAGACUUUCUAGAAUACAGAAAUCCCACUGCGUGUGCACCUUAUCCGAUAUGUCACAUAACGUAUUAAUAACCGGUGGUUCUGGAUACCUCGGCGGAGAUCUUCUUGCUCGGAUGGGCGCUGCGAAUCUGCCACCUUACCGAAAAUUGUAUGCGUCGGUACGGACGGCAGAGCAAGCUGACGGCGUCCGACAGUACGGUGCUGAGCCGUUGUUCUUUAACCUCAAGGAUGAGUCGGAAAUACGGACUACCGUCAUCGACCGCGAGAUUACCGUGGUUUUUUACCUCAUCGACGCAGUACAAUACGAGCCUCCAUUAUUCUUCAUUCAAGCUCUCUCUGAGGUCAAGAAGGCGACCGGACGUACCGUUCAUUUCUUGCAUACUACUGGGGCUAAGCUCUUUUCAAGCCAUGCAGACGCCCCGACUGAUCGUCCUCUACUAGACACCGACCCGCAGUUGUAUGAGAUUCAGAAGUCUCAGAAUCCAAAGCUCAACGUAGCUCGAGAGGGUGUUAGGACCAAUUGCGCGGUGGUAGAACAAGCUGAGAAGUAUGGGGUUCGCGGCUACGUGUUUGUGCCCUGCAUAGUGUAUGGGAAGAGUAAGGGAUUUGGCGAACCUGUGUCUACCCUGCGGCAGAUAUAUAUGAUCGUUCGGGCAGCAAAGACUCUCGGGCGUGUGUAUCGGGUUGAUUCCGCCCGGCCGGAAUGGCCAGUGUGCCAUAUAGCUGAUAAUACUGCGGCAUACAUAGAGCUUCUGCGUAAGAUCCUAACCGAUGAGAAUCCUAGCCACGGCAAGAAUGGCUACUACCUUGCUUCUUCGGGUAGCAUUGCGUGGGAUGAUCUAUACGAUGCGAUAGCUGCCGCCCUCGUCAAGCGGGGUGUCAUCGCCGACGGUUCAGUUACUCUGGCAAGCGAAAAGAACGUUGAGGACAUGGGCACCGCGCUUGGAGUUCCCAAGGAAAUGGUACCCGUUCAGCUGGGCGGAAAAUGUACUCUUUCAGCUCGGCGGGCCCGCGAGGAGCUGGGCUGGAAGCCUGCUUACCCGGCGGAACACAUCCUAGAAGCUGCCGACGGAGAAGUCGAGUGGGUUCUGGAGCAUUUGAGAGACUGAAUUAUAUACCUACCUCAUAGCUUAACGCUCUGGGGUAUUGUGUUUCAUACGUUUUUCGUAUUCCAUUAUAUUGUUGCCAGGUUGCCAAGUCGUCAAUAACAUAUUAGAAUAAAUGCGAUUAUUUGAAUCCCCU